AUGGGUGCGCAUGCACACACCCUUGUAGUAGGAGAUUCCGGUGGUCCCUCCCAGCAGCACAGAUGGAAGGAUCCAGCUUCUUCCAAGUCACCUUCAUGUCUAGUUAAUUGGUACCUCGUCCGCGCUCCCUCCUACCUAAUACUGUCUUGUUGUCAAGAAAGAGACAGGAAGGAGACAAUAAAAAGUGGAGGCUUUCAGAUAACUCUAGCUUACCUAGUGGACAUUUUUGAAGCAUUGAAUGCUGUGAACCUUAAACUACAAGGGAAAAGCAUCGACAUCAUCACGCACCAUGACACCAUUCGAGCCUUCAUGGCCAAACUCAACCUCUGGAAAUGUCGGGUUCAGGAGGGAAAUGCAGCCAGUUUUAGGAACUUGGAUUCUGCUCUCGCUGACAGUAACCUCGUCUCUGAUUUAAAGCAACAAAUAAUCACUCAUCUAAGUGACUUGAAAGCAGAAUUCAUCAGAUACUUCCCAGAUAUAGAUGACAAGCGUGAAGCCUGGAAAUUCAUCAGGAACCCAUUUCAAUGUGAAGUAGCUGAUAUUGCUGAUGAAGUCCAAGAAGAGUUCCUAGAAUUGAAGUUCAACUCUACAGCUAAAGAAGACUUCAAAGAUAUGGAUUUGGAGACAAUCUGGGUCAAAUACCUUCCUGUUUACCCUCUGAUCUCACAUCAGGCUCUUCGGAUUCUAACAAUGUUUGGAUCCACAUAUCUAUGCGAAACUGCAUUUUCCACGCUCGUUGCUAUCAAAACCAAGUACAGAAACCGCCUGAACGUUGAAGGGGACUUACGUUGUGCACUCUCAAGCAUUCGACCACGUAUUCAAGAUCUGGUAGUUAAGAAGCAGUGUCAAAUAUCUUACUAA
Messenger RNA from Macrobrachium nipponense, 861 nucleotides. Its product is annotated as zinc finger BED domain-containing protein 5-like. Gene Ontology annotation, molecular function: protein dimerization activity. NCBI's taxonomy places the organism in Eukaryota, Metazoa, Arthropoda, Malacostraca, Decapoda, Palaemonidae. The transcript is spliced from 2 exons. Bases 1 to 861 code for a protein of 286 amino acids. The record is from RefSeq and is a predicted model, not a curated record.